UUGCCCAUCAAUGAUACGCAUCUGAUAUCAUUGCAAUGAAUUCAUUAUACCAUCUGUAUAUAUGAUUCAUAAUCACUAUUGCACUCGUGAUUAUUUAAUGAAGGAUGCUAGAGCACGCAAAUUAGAUGAGUCUGAACUCUCUAUAGUUAAGCCGAUGCUGUCUGUUUCAUCCGAACCUGAAAAGGUUAUUGAUUACGUUGCAGAACGAUUCAAAAAAAGGAUAACGUACAAUGAUCUACGAAAUAUAAGAGCUACUGUAGUUGAAGAUUGUGAUUUACGGUCAAUGGUUUUUUCCAGAUUACACCAAGCUGGGAAAUUGGUUAUAAUUCGGGAUGAAAACGAUGGAAGAAUAAGAAUA
This is a messenger RNA of Trichobilharzia szidati, 358 nucleotides long. The record is from the annotation of a GenBank genome assembly. NCBI's taxonomy places the organism in Eukaryota, Metazoa, Platyhelminthes, Trematoda, Strigeidida, Schistosomatidae.